CUUAGCUAAGCCACCCAUAAUCAAUACAUCUCAUGCUUUUUUAGCCGAGAAACCGCCGGGGCUCAAACCAACGCCUUGACUAUAGACGUUUAUCUGCACUGCACACAACAAGAAUAGGCAGGCGAAUCCAUUCCAUUCACACAAAGAAUCUAACUUUAUCAUUAAUCAAUUCAAUGUGGCUUGGUUUCUUGAAGCGGGGUAAAUGGUGCUGCUGAUAACUCCGUGAAUGGGGUGGUUCUUUCCAUUCAACCUUAAAGAACACGGAGACUCUACUAUCUCUUCAUUAUCAGUUGGGCAAACUUGAUGAGCUAAAUGAUGGUAUCUGAAAAGCAGCCAUCUACUGGUUUAUUAGACACCCUAAACAUGGAGACAGUUAGGACAAUCCUAACCCACCCAUACCCUUAUCCUCACGAGCAUUCACGGCACUUCCUAAUCACUGUAGUUGCGGGUUGCCUUUUUUUCAUAUCAUCAGAUAAUGUGCACACCCUUAUUCACAAGUUGGAUAGCAAUGUCAAAUGGUGGUCUAUCUAUGCUUGUUUGCUUGGAUUCUUUUACUUCUUUUCCUCUCCCUUUAUUGGGAAAACAAUUAAGCCUAAUUACUCGAAUUUCAGCCGAUGGUAUAUUGUUUGGAUAUUUCUUGCUGCACUUUAUCACCUUCCUAGUUUUCAGUCAAUGGGGUUAGAUCUUAGGAUGAACCUCUCUUUGUUUUUGACAAUUUACGUCUCAUCCAUCUGCUUCCUCCUUGUUUUCCAUGUUAUAUUUCUUGGGCUCGGUCAUCUCGGCCUUGUGGCUGGUGUUGCUAAAAGGAGGCCUGAAAUCCUUGCAAUUGUUCAAAACUGCACUGUUUUAAGUAUAGCGUGCUGUGUAUUUUAUAGUCACUGUGGUAACCUUGCAAUUAUAAAGCAAAGGACAUUUGAGCGGAAAGAUUCUAGUUGGUUUUCAUUUUGGAACAAGGCAGAGAGAAACACUUGGCUUGCAAAAUUUGUCAGGAUGAGUGAGUUCAAAGAACAAGUGUGCAAGUUUUGGUUUGCACCUGUUGGCUCAGCUAGUGAUUACCCAUUCUUAUCUAAGUGGGUUAUCUAUGGAGAGUUGAGCUGCAGUGGCUCAUGUGCAGAGUCAUCCGAUGAAAUUUCACCAAUUUAUUCAUUAUGGGCAACUUUUAUUGGCCUCUACAUUGCUAAUUAUGUCGUGGAACGUUCAUCAGGAUGGGCUCUUUCCCACCCUUUACCACCAAAGGAAUUUCAGAAAUUGAAGGAAAAGCAGAUGAAGCCCGAGUUCUUGGAUAUGGUCCCUUGGUAUUCAGGGACAUCUGCUGAUUUAUUUAAAACAGUGUUUGACCUACUUGUUUCAGUUACUGUGUUUGUGGGACGUUUUGAUAUGCGUAUGUUGCAGGCCGCUAUGAGCAGAGUCCAGGAUGGAGCGAAACAAGAAGAUCUCUUGUAUGAUCAGUUUAGUGAAAAGGAUGAUCUUUGGUUUGACUUUAUGGCGGAUACCGGUGAUGGUGGCAAUUCAUCAUACACAGUGGCAAAGCUGCUUGCUCAACCUUCCAUCUGUGUCCAAAGUAGUAGUGGCUUUAUGCUUACCUUGCCUCGUGGGGAUCUUCUUCUCAUUGGCGGUGAUCUUGCGUAUCCUAACCCAUCAGCUUUUACAUAUGAGAGGCGCCUUUUUUGCCCCUUUGAAUAUGCUCUUCAGCCACCAAUGUGGUAUAAGAAAGACCAUAUUGCUGUAAACAAGCCAGAAUUACCUUCCGGGGUUUCAGAAUUGAAACACUAUGAAGGACCUCAGUGUUUUGUUAUACCCGGAAAUCAUGAUUGGUUUGAUGGGCUUCAGACAUUCAUGAGGUACAUUUGUCAUAAAAGUUGGUUGGGUGGGUGGUUUAUGCCUCAAAAGAGGAGCUAUUUUGCCCUCCAGCUGCCAAAAAGGUGGUGGGUGUUUGGGCUUGACCUCGCUCUCCAUUCUGAUAUUGAUGUAUACCAAUUCAAGUUUUUCUCAGAACUAAUAAGGGAUAAGGUGCUAGAGAAUGACAAUGUGAUCAUUAUGACUCACGAACCUAACUGGCUUCUUGAUUGGUAUUGGAGUGAUGUGACGGGGAAUAAUAUUUCAUACUUAAUACGUGACCAUUUAAGAGGGAGGUGUAGGCUUAGAAUUGCUGGAGACUUGCAUCAUUAUAUGAGGCAUUCAUGUGUCCCAUCAGAUAGGCAAUCAGCUCAUGUGCAACAUUUAGUUGUUAAUGGUUGUGGUGGAGCUUUUCUACAUCCCACACACGUCUUUUGUAAUUUUGACCAACUAUAUGGGGCCUCCUAUGAGUGUAAAGCUUCUUACCCAUCGUUUGAGGACUCAAGCAGGAUUGCAUUAGGAAACAUAUUGAAGUUCCGAAAGAAGAAUUGGCAAUUUGAUAUUAUUGGCGGUGUGAUUUACUUCGUAUUAGCCUUCUCUAUGUUCCCUCAGUGCCAUCUAGACCACCUGUUAAAGGAUGAUACCUUUUCUGGUCACUUGAGAAGCUUCUUUAGUACAGUGUGGGAUUCCUUCACGUAUCUGUUUGGUCACUCGUAUGUAUCUUCUGCCGGUGCUAUGUUACUGUUAGUUGCAACAGUGUGUUUUGUGCCAUCAAAGGUUUCCCGUAAGAAGAGACUCAUGAUUGGGAUUCUUCAUGUGUCCGUACAUUUGGCAGCUGCCUUGAUCCUCACAAUCUUGUUGGAACUUGGUGUUGAGACAUGUAUUAGGCAUAAUCUACUUGGUACCUCGGGUUAUCAUACUCUAUAUGAAUGGUAUCGAUCAGCCGAGAGUGAGCAUUUUCCAGACCCUACUGGCCUUAAAGAACGUAUAGAACGAUGGACGUUUGGCCUUUAUCCAGCCUGCAUCAAGUAUCUCAUGUCAGCUUUUGAUGUGCCCGAGGUAAUGGCAGUGACCAGGAAUAACAUAUGCAAGAACGGGAUGAAAUCACUCUCCCGUGGGGUUGCUGUAAUUUAUUAUGCAUCUGUGUUUCUUUAUUUCUGGGUUUUCUCAACUCCGGUGGUUUCUUUGGUGUUUGGGAGCUACCUUUACAUCUGUAUCAAUUGGCUUCACUUGCACUUUGAUGAGGCCUUCUCAUCACUCCGCAUUGCUAACUACAAAUCGUUCACAAGAUUUCACAUUAACAGCAAUGGCGAUCUUGAAGUCUUCACACUUGCUGUUGAUAAGGUUCCAAAAGAGUGGAAGGUUGACCCUUGCUGGGGGGAUUCAGAGCAAAAACAGCCACAGCAGAGUGGUUUCUUGCCGAAGUUCCCCAGCAAAUGGAGAGCGGCUUCGCUAAAACAGGACCCUGUAAAUACAGUAAGGAUUGUUGAUCACUUUGUGAUUGAGCAAACGGGGAAGUCAGAUUCUUCUGGAUUGAUUAAUGGAUCAAUUGAUCCAUGAGAUUUGUGGUUUCAGCUACUAGGUGAUUUAGGAUAUUUUGUUUGUGAGAAUAGAUCAGAUCUUUUGUUCCUUUGGGCCUGGUUACACUGUUGUACAUAAUUAGUUGAUUAAAAUACUUUUAUUGAUGAGUCAUCUGGUCAGAAAUGUUGGAUGAAAUUAAAUAAUCAAUUGAAAGUUACUUUGAUUGAUUAUGAUUUCAUCCUAUGUUUACUUUGAGCGGUAUACUUAAAUUACUGUUUGCACUCAGUCCAGGGUACAAAUGUCUAAGAAAAACACGAAUCACUUGUAACUUUGUAAGCGUUUCUUUUAAUUUAUUCCAAUUACAUGGUUAAGUAUUUACAUUGAUAUCAUUGCCCGAUUCAUGUUAACCGACCUCAAUAUCUUUUUGAGAUUAAGGCUUGGAUGUUGUUGUUUGUACAUGGUAAAGUAAUAAUAAGUACUUUGUUUGUUUGUU
Molecule: messenger RNA, 3850 nt
Organism: Cuscuta europaea
Lineage: Eukaryota; Viridiplantae; Streptophyta; Magnoliopsida; Solanales; Convolvulaceae
Source: the annotation of a GenBank genome assembly